CGCGCUGAGGGCUGCGGCGGGAUCAUGGCGCAGCCACCGCCCUUCCCCGCCCGCCUCCCGCCGCCCUUCCGCGCCUUCCCGCCGCCCUUCGCCGGCCCCGCCGUCCGCCCAGCGCCCUUCGCGGUGGGGCCCGUGGCACCCCCGCCUUUCUUCUUGCCGCCGCCUGCGGGUGAGGGGGGACCGCGCUUCCCGCCGGGCGUCCCCUACUUAGCGGCGGCCCCGCCGCGGGCAGCGGCCGAGGAGGAGGCGGUGCAGCGGCAGCAGGAUGAGCUGUGGCUGUCGCAGUUCCUCGGCCGCCGCCGCGCCGCUCCCCCGCCGCCACCGCCGCCCGCCGCCGCCAGCCCCAGCAGCGCCCGGGCCGUGGCGGUGGCGGCGCUGGGGCGGGUGGCCCGGGUGACGGCGCUCUGCCGGGCCCUGCGGCGCAGCGAGGACCAGGGCGACGAGCCGGGCUGGGCCCGGGCGCGGGAGGAGGCGGAGGCGGCUCUGCGGGAGCUGCGAGAGGUCGUGAGGCCACUGCGAGAGCCCGGGUACGGCGAGGCGCUGCGCAGGAAGGCCGAGAGGGCGAGGAAGAGGAGGCUGCGCCUGCAGCGGAGGAAGCACGAAGCCAGGGCGGCCAAGGAAGAGGAGGCGGCCCGAGCCGCCGAGCGGGAGGCCAAGAUCGACCAGUGGCGGGCUAAGUGCAUCCAGGAGGUGGAAGAAAAGAACCGGGAACAAGAGCUGAAGGCUGCUGCUGACAGUGUCCUGUCUGAAGUCCGGAAGAAACAAGCAGAUACAAAGAGGAUGAUGGACGUCCUGCGCGGGCUGGAAAAGCUUCGGAAACUGAGGAAAGAAGCUGCUGCCAGGAAAGGUGUUUGUCCACCUCCUUCAGCAGAUGAAGCAUUUGAAAAUCAGGUGGAGAGUCUCCAAACAUUGCUCAAAACUCGCACAGAACUGUAUGAAGCUGAGGAAAGAGCAUUAAGGGUUAUGCUGGAGGGAGAACAGGAGGAGGAAAGGAAGAGGGAAAUGGAAAAGAAACAGAAGAAGGAAAGGGAACGACUACUACAGCAGAAACUGGAAAUGGAUUCUAAGCUGUUUGGGGAUCCAGCUGAAUUCCCACUCGCCCAUCUACUGCAGCCUUUCAGAGACUACUACUUGCAAGCUGAACAUUCUGUAGCAGCUCUAAUCCAGAUCAGGCAUGAAUGGGAUCAGUACUUGGUGCCAUCCGACCACCCCGAAGGAAGCUGCAUCCCUCCAGGAUGGGUUCUCCCGAGUCUCCCCACCAAUGACACUUGGGCCACUGCUGUCAGAUAAUUUAGCAAUAAAUUAUUCCAACGUUG
Messenger RNA from Vidua chalybeata, 1316 nucleotides. It is a transcript of the gene PDCD7, whose product is annotated as programmed cell death 7. NCBI's taxonomy places the organism in Eukaryota, Metazoa, Chordata, Aves, Passeriformes, Viduidae. The transcript has 5 exons. Bases 25 to 1290 code for a protein of 421 amino acids. The record is from RefSeq and is a predicted model, not a curated record.